AUGAGUUUGUCCGCCUCUCUUCACGCCCUCGGGGCGCUCGGUCUGCUCCUCACAACACUCACCCCACCUGUCUUCUCCCUCCCAUCGAGAAACACCACCUCCGACUCAAUUCCCAUCCACUGGGUCGGCGAUACACCAGCCCAUGUCGCCGGAACAACCUUCGGUCUCCCCUGGCCGCGCGGGAAAUACACAUUCAACAACACGCAGUUCUCUCUUUCCGGCUCCGGGGGUUCGGGCGAUAUCCCGCUCCAGUCGUGGGUGAACGGGUACUGGGCUGACGGGUCGAUCAAGUGGACUGGCCAUGCGAUUCCUGCCCUUGACGGCGUGGAAGAUGGCUAUACCGUCAAUGUGAAAUCUGGACGCUCGAAGGGCAACAGCAGCGAAGGCGUCAAGGUCAGCAAUGGGCGAGAAGUCACCGUCGACACAGGCAAGAUCACCGUUACGUUCCCCAGACGCGGUAGCAAUAUCAUCGGCUCGAUCACGACCUCGUCCGGGCAGACGGUCGGGCAGAACGGAAAGCUGGUGCUGCACACACAGUCGGGCGUUGCGGAGGAUGUUGCCUCGCGCGCGAACACGACGAUCGACUACGCCAACUUUGAGAGCAAGAUUUCGAAUGUCACCGUCAGCCAGGAGAAUGGGGUCCGCGCACUGGUGACGGUUCGCGGUACGCAUGCGCCGACGUCCGGCGACCACGACGCGUGGCUGUCCUUCGUCGUCCGAUUCUAUCUCUACGCUGGCUCGGACGCGAUCCGCAUCGUGCACAGCAUCGUCUUUGACGGAGACGCAGAGAGCGAUUUCAUCUCAGGUCUGGGCAUCCGCUUCCAGGUCCCGCUUGCCGGCGAGGAGCUGUACGACCGCCACGUGCGCAUCCCCGGCGUCGACGGCGGAUUCCUCCACGAAGCCGUGAAGGGGAUUACCGGGCUGCGCCGGGACCCAGGCGAAGAAGUCCGCAGCGCGCAGUACAACGGCACCAAGCUACCGGACGAGAGCACCUGGGAUACGCGGGUCACGACGCGCCUGCAUUGGAUCCCCGACUGGAACGACUACAAGCUCGCGCAGCUCUCGCCGGACGGAUUCACGAUCCAGAAGCGCACGAAGCCCGGACAGGGCUGGAUCCAUGUCCCUGGCGGCACGCGAUCCCAUGGCCUGACGUACCUCGGCGGCGCGACGAAGGGCGGACUCGCCGUGGGACUGCGCGACUUCUGGAAGCGGUUCCCGACGGGCGUCGAGAUCUCGAAUGCCGCCAGCGAUGAAGGCUCCAUCACGAUCUGGCUCUACAGCCCCGAAGCCGCACCGCUCGACCUCCGUCCCUUCCACGACGGGCUCGGCCAAGACACGUACGAAAAGCAGCUCGACGCCCUGGAAAUCACUUACGAAGACUACGAACCGGGCUUCAACACGCCCUACGGCAUCGCGCGCACCAGCGAGCUCUACCUCUACGCCUUCGACGCAACGCCCGACUCCGACCACCUCGCCGCCCUCAGCACGCACACCAACGAACCGCCCGUCCUGGCCGCCGAACCCGCCUACAUCCGCGAGACCAAGGCCCUGGGCUCGUACUGGGACCUGCCGGACACAUCGAACGAAAAGGCCUCCACGAUUGAAGACCACCUCUCCUUCCUGGUCGAUUUCUACGCCGGCCAAGUCGAAGACCGCCGCUGGUACGGCUUCCUCGACUACGGCGACUACAUGCACACGUACGACGAAGACCGACACAUCUGGCGCUACGACAUCGGCGGCUACGCCUGGGACAACUCCGAGCUGUCUCCCGACCUCUUCCUCUGGCAACAGUUCCUGCGCACCGGCGACGCAAAGACCUACCGGCUCGCUGAGGCGUUAACCAGACACACGGGCGAAGUCGACGUCUACCACAUCGGCGACUGGAAGGGUCUGGGCACGCGCCACGGCGUGCAGCACUACGCCGACAGCGCAAAGCAAGUGCGCAUCACGCAGCCGCAGUACAGGAAAUACUUCUUCUACCUCUCUGGCGGGGACGAGCGAGUCGGCGAAAUCCUCACGGAAGCCCUAGACACGGAUAAAACAUACGAGGUCCUCGAUCCAAACCGCAAGGUGCGCACAGACGGCUGGACGCCCACCCCGGGCCAACCCGCCACCAUCUCACUAGGCACCGACUGGGCCGGACUCGCCGGCGGGUGGCUAAUAGAAUGGGAGCGGCGCGGCCCACGCUGGGUCGAAGCGAAGACAAAACUCACGCAGACCUCGCGCGGGAUCGCAAACCUCACAAACGGCUUCGUGACGGGGUCCGGCCUCUACAGCAGCACGACGGGCACACUCACGCCCCCACCCGCCGACACCAACAACACCGGCCUCGUCAGCGUCUCGCACCUCAACGCCGUCUUCGGCCUCCCCGAAGUAAUCUCCGAGCUGCUGGAGUACUGGAACGACGGCGCCGACGCCCCCGCAGGCUUCAAAGCCGACUGGCUGGACUACUGCUACUACUACGGGGCGUCGCGCGCGGAGCAGGCGGCGCGGUACGGGGUCGACUUUGGGUCGCUGAACUUGGUGCAGGGGCACUCGCGGCUGAGUGCGUAUUGGGCGCAUGAGAUGGGGAAUGAGACUGUUGCGCUGAGGGCGUGGGAUGCGUUCUAUAAUAAUAAUGAUGGGUUUACGGCGGAUGCGGACUGGGUGGCUGGUGUUGUUGAUGGGAGCAGGGUGCUGAUUCCGGUGAGCGAGGCGGCGUUUGUGAGUACGAAUGCGUUUGCGCAGUAUGGGCUGGCGGCGAUUCAGGAUUUGGCGCUUGUUGGGGGUGUUUUGGAGGAGUCGCCGUAUCCUUAG
Aspergillus mulundensis is the source of this 2796-nucleotide messenger RNA. RefSeq names its product polysaccharide lyase family 26 protein. Bases 1 to 2796 code for a protein of 931 amino acids. Lineage: Eukaryota; Fungi; Ascomycota; Eurotiomycetes; Eurotiales; Aspergillaceae. The transcript has a single exon. The record is from RefSeq and is a predicted model, not a curated record.